Dicrocoelium dendriticum is the source of this 3383-nucleotide messenger RNA. NCBI's taxonomy places the organism in Eukaryota, Metazoa, Platyhelminthes, Trematoda, Plagiorchiida, Dicrocoeliidae. The record is from the annotation of a GenBank genome assembly.
GCUUGCUCAACCAUGCUUGACGCCAGCUUCUCAUCUUAUUUGCUCUCACGUUCGUUUCGCACUGUCUCCAUCUAACUGGCGAAAAAGUGAAGCUCAAUGGGUAGAAAGAGACGAACUUCUGUCGAUGCUUUGGUGGACGCACCCCAGAUUAAUUACGGCACUCAGCCUGUAGAGCUCAUGUAUCCAACACUUCAUAAGGUUGCAACUUCCAACGAAAUGCGCCUUUUCGAUUUGGCUUCAAUACAACUGGAGCUGGAGCGCGUUUUAACCAACACCAUGGAGCGGUUACAGUGCUUAUCUGCAGAGGCAAAGGGUAAAAGAAUCCCAACCACCAUACUUCAUUCUUUGCAACUGCGGUCCGCAACAGCAAACACUCCCGUCAACAGUGGUCGUCCAUCUUUGGUUGUCAAGGCUAAUCCAAACAAACCGUUGACUUUAAUUAUAUCACAACAAAAUCAUCCUGUUCAGUCGCAUCCUCCAGUUCCACCAGUAGCGGAACCCCCUGGAUCCACUCGGACGAAAUGUUUCCCAAGUCCUGUUUGCUUACGAAAAGUUAACAGAUACAGUCAGAGGGAGCAGGUAGAACAAAGUUCCCCCGCCUCCCCGGACAAGAACCAGAACCCUUCCGGCUACGCCAUUCCAAACAAAUUCUGGGAAUUAAUGGAGCCCUAUUGCGCUGAACUCACAGAGGCCAACAUUAGCUUCCUUGAAGGACUCAUUCGCUCCUAUCAAGACAUGGAAGCCACUUAUUUCCAACUUCCAUCGCUGCGCUCACCGGAUGUUCCGAAGGUGGAAAGCUCUGAAUCUCCAGCUCACAAAAGGCCUAGACGUGAAGCUGUCCAUGCAAGUAGCUACCAUUCUGCCACGAAUGCAGUAGUUAACGCGGAUGGACCGAACAGCAUCUUCGCAACGACUAGCGGAAUACAACGAGCACAACUCCUAGAGGCUGAAUUGAGGAAUCCUAUUCCCGAAUCUUCCGCUUUGUUCAAGCUCUCCUUAUCCCUAUUAUCGUCAUGUUAUCAGGAGAAUAUUCUACUCGGUUUUGCAGAGGGAAUCAAGCGUCUUUCAGACGAAUCAGAUAAACAUUUUGGAGCUAACGCAACUGGUUCAACUGAUCACGACCAGGAUGCUCCCUCUGUUCCAUCAUCACCAAACGUGUCCAAACAUAUCUUUGACAAUUGUCCCGAAUCUACCGCUUUGGGCACUACUUCCCCCGAUGGCAUUACCAAUCCCUUGAUCACCCUACCGGAUGAGAUUCGCCAUUGGGUGACUACGAAGGCCAGUCAACCCCUGAAGGUGCUGGCCAAACAGAUGCGUGUAAGUUCUUCCUAUCGAGUAGAGAAGAAGAUUUCUCAGGCAAUGGCUGAGUUGGGGAUAAUUCCGCUAAAAGUAAUGCAUCCUACAGAGUCCAGUGUAUCUAAUUCCUUCCAUCCACCCAUGAAAUUGGAGGACCAGUGUUCUUCCAAGUCAACUGCGGAUACCGUCACACCCGAGGACAAAAUCACCGUAAAAUCACCGGAUCUUUUGUCUUCACCACGUCAUCCUGCUCCUGCUAUAAACGUCAAUGUGGGUUGUAAAAUCCGAUCAUGCAUAUCCAAAACCCCAGUUCAUUCUCCUUUGAAAUCAGAUCCCUCUACGACCGGCGACACCGAACUCAACCGCUCACCGGUUGGCGAUAUCCAGGCAAGAUGCGUCGCUGAAAGCAGUCCACCCAGCGGAGCCUUUAAAGCAAACAGCCAACCUUGCAGUUUUCGAGUGCGUAAGCCUCAUCGGUCAACUCGGAAGAGAAGAUUACGCAUCACUCUUCAUUCCGCCGCUGUUACCGUGACUCAGAACGGAUAUCCCUGUGGCACUAGACCCACAGAAGAUUACGGUUCAAACUACGAUUCUUCCGAAUGCAACGGGGCGCUGUCUAGUGAUGAUGGUUUAGACAUAAAUGACAAAGUUUGCACUGAGAGCCCAACGGCCUGCGAGCAUUCAUCCACUGGAAAGCGAACGCUGCUUUCUGCCUGCGGUCGUCACACAGGCAUGGAUGAGGAUGAUUGCUGCAGCAAUUGUUCCAUUCACAAUGCAUUGCGGUCUGGUCAAUCGGAGGUGAAUGGAACACGAACGAUAAAGAUAGAUGAAACUCCGCCCACCUUAGUGAAUGGCGAUAUGCUCGAUUCCAGCCACCAGCUCCCAAGCGGAUGCGUCGCUAGCCGGCGUUUUGCUGUGACCCCACUUGAUUUCCAUGGAUCGGAUAUCCACAGCGGCGUUGUCGUAAACCAUUCUUUGGAAAACAGUGGGGGGCAGGAAGCUUCGAUCCAUGCACCCAAACCGAGCAGCAACGAUUUCCUGCGUUCCGGUGAAGCACAACCGGGUACCUUUGCUGGUUCCUCCGAUCCAGUUGGUGGGAGCAAAUCUGAUGAUACCCUCUGCCCUCUUGAAGUUGAUCACAACCAGCAUAUCUUACACACAGGUUCGGCCGUCGCUUUUCCGUCGGCCCCAGACACCGUUCUAACCCGAGAAAUGCCGGACGAUGAACUUGGUCGUGCUAUACUGCAGCGACAACGAGAGUUGCGGGUUGUUUGUGCCGAAAACCACAGUGUGCUUCGUCGCUUGAUCCAAGCCGCACGUCGGGAUAUGCAACGACAAGAAAUUCAACGACGAUUAGCCAUCGCAGACGCAGACGUUAUUGAGGCAUAUAACAGACUGGAAAGUUAUCGACCUCAACGCAAGCCACCGCUGAAACGUGAUCGAGACUCUGCAUACAAAGCGCUCCGUGAACGCUGCAAAAUUCUCAAGGAACUAGAGGCUUUUGACGCCAAGUCUCCUUGAGGCUUUUGUGCUCCGUGCUGGAAACGGCAGUCUGUGUCAGGUCUUUCUUUCAUUCUCAGUUACUCCCUAUUCUUGUCGCUGUUUCGUAUCGCAUCGUGUACAUAUACAUCUAUCAAACUUCUGCUGUACACUGCUUAUCUCCACCUAGCUACCUGUUCUCUUUUUUGUAAAUUGAUUCCAUUUGUUUUGUAAGGCCUAGACUGAUAUUGUCGACUGGGGUCUACUUACCUAGCCGUAUACCCUUCAUUGUUUCCGAUCUUCCUAGUGCACCCCGUACCGUGUUAGCGAGCAUCGCCGCGGUGUACGUCUAGCUCAACACCCAGCGGCCUGUAUAUAUGUUACAGCCGUAUUCGUCUAACUCAGAUUUCUCUGUACUAAUCAUCAGUUCGAUGGGCUGCAUUGCGAAAGUAUUCUCGCCUCCCUUGUCCACUUGACCCCAUUUCUCAUGCCCAUUUGUGUGUAUGUGACCACUCCUUAGUUUUUCUUAUCCUGUGUUCUCGUCUUCGGCAUAUUUUCAGAUGCCCAUCACUAACACUGUGAAUGAAAUAGAACUCUUUUCUGACAAA